CCUGUGGUAACAACAGUUGGCCAGCCACUAAAACGAUGUAGCUCGUUCCUUUACAAGAUAUUCCCGUAUAAUGUAGUCGGUUAGCAGUGAGGUGUUUCUUCUUAUUACGACUGUCAGAUUCUAUCCAAUCUAAAAACGACAACUAUUUUCAGCAACUAAUCUUGCUGCUGUUACAACCGUCUAUUGUCAGACCGGUUUCUCCAUAUUAUAUUAUAUUAUAUUAUAUUAUUUGUAUGUAACUCGGUCCGCAAUCUCUUUCCUACUGUUUUUGUGCGCACCACCAGACUUCUACUACUUCUCACACACUCCCAGAUAUUUCCCCUCCCUCCAAAUAGGGAGUCAUGGGAAGAGCUUAUUGGCUCCACUUAGUGUUGUUGGACUCAUCUUUGGUUCACCUGCUGCUGCUGCUGCUGCUGUUGUUGUUAGUAUUCACUAGGACUGUAACACCGUACUCCACCCCUGCUAUCUCUAGCCAUGUCUGAAGAGUGUAUUUGAAAAUCAUUCUGUGCCUGGUGACCGGCAGGUAGGCAGGUGAUGGUGCCUCUUAGUUCCAGAUGUUGACCACGGUGCCGAGUGAGAGGAUGGAGGAUUCCAGUGGUGGUAACGAAGCAAAUAGCGGGAUUAAAUACCCACCUCCCGCCGCGGUAUCCUCCAGCAGUGCUCGGCCAUAUCGUUGUGAACUGUGCCAGCGCUCGUUCCGCGAGGUGGCAACACUGCGAAAGCAUGAACAGCUCCAUCGUGCGGAUCGCCCGUACGUUUGCCAAACAUGUGGAAAGUCGUUCCUGUGGUCAUCUAAUCUCAAGGUGCACGAGAGGGUGCAUACAGGUGAGAGACCUUACAAAUGUAAGAUUUGUCACAGAUGCUUUACACAGAGCAACGAUCUACGCCGUCACGAGCGUAACGUACACAUGCGGGGUAAACUGUACGGAUACCGUAAUCCAGCACGACCAACUCCCCAGGUCAACUUGGCUGCCUACCAGGCUUUUGCCAUGCAACAGAGAGCUUUGCUGCAACAAGCAUUGACUUAUGAGACUCUUAUGCACAACACAACGACAACAACCUCAGGACCAGCAGUUCCAUCAAAUUUAACACUCCAUGAUCAGUCACAGCAACAAGCUGGACUGCUACAAGGUAAGCCACCGCCUCAACAACUUGAAAGGUCAUCACAGCAACCGCACCAAAGAGAUAUGCAAAAUGAACAGCAACAGCACCUUCAGGCUAUUUCUUCUCUGAGUUCAAUUAAACUGGAACAAGUGACUCCACCAACGACACCAUCUGAAAUGGAAGACCAGCAACAUGGGGUUCACAAAAGCAUGGCCACUAGUAGCGGCAAUUGUCAUACUGCAGAAACAACGACUUAUGUUCAUACGAGUACACCUCCAAGCUUGUACACAAUUGCCAUGCCAUCACGUAGCGUUAUCCAUUCUCCACCAUCAUUGACUUCGGUGGCUGAUAUGAGCUCUUCAGAACUUCUAAGAACAUCAUCAGCAGAGAGUCAGAAAGAUAAAGAAAAGCAAUACCCCUCUACCUCAUCUGCAUCACAAAUCCUAUCGCCCUCAAACACUCCAUUAACAGAUCUACCUCAGUCUGCCCAGAUGGCACCACCUUUGUCAACUUUGACCCGUACAUCUGAGGACAGCGUUAUGGACUUGAGCAUGAACAAGUCUACUGCAACUGUUUCAACUGCAAGCAUGGUAUGCGAAACGGCUACAUCCGAGCAUUAUCGAUGGAAGAGAGGUAGCUUUAUCCAAACGUCUAAAACUCCAAGCUUAGAUUCAGAAUCUGAGGAAAAACGUGAUGUGACAACUACCUCAGCUACCCCAACUACGGAUGUUGGCUUCCAUCAGUGUUUCCACUGCGGGAUUUACUUUCAUGACUACACAAUGUUCCACCUCCAUCAGAGCCUGCACUCACCGAUUGACGAAGAUCCGUUUCGAUGUCCGUCCUGUAACAAGCACUGCCAAGACCGAAUUGAGUUCACGUUCCACAUUGUUUGGCAUGUCAAGUACCCUCACACUAUACCAAAUUAUCAACCUUUCAAGGAAAGCUACCUGUGUUGACUAUAUGAUCACAGAAGCCCUCUAUUCUCUCAGGUGACCUACUACCUCAGUAAUGGCUGAUUCCUGGAGGAGUUGUCAGAACAUUCUCAGUGGCGACAUCACAUGAGCACUGAUUAGCAGCUGUUGAUUAGUGCCCAUAGGCAGGUUUUUAUUAUUGCCGUCACUAAUGGACUUUUAAGCAUCUUGUUAAUCAGGUUAUUCUUUGCCAUUGAUGUGCAAUGUUUAUAUAUUUGUUCUUAUUUUUUUUUUAUGUGUAUUUUAAUUUAUUAACUUAUUUUUUAUUGUCCCCCCACCCCCAUUUCUCUCUGAAUUAAUUAUACCCAUGAUGGGUUUCAUAUCAAACAAAGAAAAAUUAUUAAAUAGUAUUUCAGUGAGUUAAUUUGCUAUUUGUGUGGGUCAAAAUGAUGAAAUCUAAAUAAUAAAUGACAAUAAAAUUGUCGUUUAUCCCAACACACACUGGCUGAUCCAUAUACGUAAAUAAAUAAUUGAAACACUUCUGUAGAAACAUUAGAUCUUGAGCUAAUAGGAGAUGGCCGACACAGUAGAGCGCCGGACUAAAUGCCUCACAGCAUUUAGUUUCGUCCCUCUCCUUUCCAUGUUUACAACACAUCAAGUCAACUUGGCCUUUCGUGCUAGCUAGCGAAGGCUGAUGAAGUGAGUACUGGUGUUAUAAUAGGCUCGAUUAUACUGUACUUCUUCCCCCCCCCCCACCAUCCCCAACAAAAAAAUGAUGGCUCUGUGCCUAAUCAAAGGAAAUCAAUAUUCAGCCAAAAUUUUCAAUAUCAACUAAUAUUGAGUUUUUCCCCCCACCCCCCACCCCACCCCUCUAUUUCCUAUCAUUCUGACAUCUCAC
Molecule: messenger RNA, 2913 nt
Organism: Octopus sinensis (East Asian common octopus)
Lineage: Eukaryota; Metazoa; Mollusca; Cephalopoda; Octopoda; Octopodidae
Product: zinc finger protein 629-like
Exons: 3
Coding region: 555-2060 (501 amino acids)
Biological process (GO): regulation of transcription by RNA polymerase II
Molecular function (GO): RNA polymerase II cis-regulatory region sequence-specific DNA binding; DNA-binding transcription factor activity, RNA polymerase II-specific
Source: RefSeq, a predicted model, not a curated record